Odobenus rosmarus divergens (Pacific walrus) is the source of this 1970-nucleotide messenger RNA. It is a transcript of the gene MLYCD, whose product is annotated as malonyl-CoA decarboxylase. Bases 15 to 1514 code for a protein of 499 amino acids. Gene Ontology annotation, biological process: acetyl-CoA biosynthetic process; positive regulation of fatty acid oxidation; fatty acid biosynthetic process. Gene Ontology annotation, cellular component: mitochondrial matrix; peroxisomal matrix. Gene Ontology annotation, molecular function: malonyl-CoA decarboxylase activity. The record is from RefSeq and is a predicted model, not a curated record. Lineage: Eukaryota; Metazoa; Chordata; Mammalia; Carnivora; Odobenidae. The transcript is spliced from 5 exons.
UGCCGCGCGCUACCAUGCGAGGCUUGGGGCCAGCCCUGACGGCGCGGCGCCUCUUCCCUCUGCGGCUCUGCCCGCGGCCGCCGCGGCCGGUCGGACACCGGCUGUCGAGCGGGUCGGCGGCGGCGGAGGCGGGCGCCCUGGAACGGGCCAUGGACGAGCUGCUGCGCCGCGCGGUGCCCGCCACGCCGGCCUAUGAGCUGCGCGAGAAGACGCCGGCGCCGGCCGAGGGCCAGUGCGCCGACUUCGUGAGCUUCUACGGCGGCCUGGCCGAGGCGGCCGAGCGCGCCGAGCUGCUGAGCCGCCUGGCGCGGGGCUUCGGCGUGGACCACGGCCAGGUGGCCGAGCAGAGCGCCGGCGUGCUCCAGCUGCGAGAGCAGCCGCGGGAGGCGGCCGUGCUGCUGCAGGCCGAGGACCGGCUGCGCUACGCGCUGGUGCCGCGCUAUCGCGGCCUCUUCCACCACAUCAGCAAGCUGGACGGCGGCGUGCGCUUCCUGGUGCGGCUGCGGGCCGACCUGCUCGAGGCGCAGGCCCUCAAGUUGGUGGAGGGGCCGCACGUCCGGGAGAUGAACGGAGUGCUGAAGGGUAUGCUCUCCGAGUGGUUCUCUUCCGGCUUCCUGAGCCUUGAACGGGUCACCUGGCACUCGCCCUGUGAGGUGCUGCAGAAAAUCAGCGAGUCUGAGGCCGUGCAUCCUGUGAAAAAUUGGAUGGACAUGAAGCGACGCGUCGGGCCUUACAGGAGAUGUUACUUCUUUUCUCACUGUGCAGCCCCCGAGGAGCCCUUGGUCGUGUUGCACGUGGCGCUGACCGGCGAGAUUUCCAGCAACAUCCAGGCCAUAGUGAAGGAGUGCCCCCCGCCGGAGACGGAGGAGAGGAGCAAGAUCUCCACGGCCAUCUUCUACUCCAUCAGUCUGACGCAGCCAGGACUGCAGGGCGUGGAGCUGGGCACCGUCCUGGUCAAGCGAGUGCUCAAGGAGCUGCAGAAGGAGUUUCCUCAUCUUGGGACAUUUUCAAGUCUGUCUCCUAUACCUGGAUUCACCAAGUGGCUUCUGGGACUCCUGAACUCACAAGCAAAGGAACAUGGGAGGAAUGAACUCUUUACAGAUUCGGAAUGUAAAGAAAUCUCUGAGAUCACAGGCGGUCCCAUCAAUGAGACCCUCAAGGUCUUUCUCAGCAGCAGUGAGUGGGUGAAGUCUGAAAAGCUGGUCAGGGCGCUCCAGGCCCCCUUGAUGCGGCUCUGUGCCUGGUACUUGUAUGGAGAGAAGCAUCGGGGCUUCGCCCUGAACCCUGUGGCAAACUUCCACCUGCAGAAUGGGGCCGUGAUGUGGCGCAUCAACUGGAUGGCUGACAUGAGCCUCAAGGGCAUCACCGGCUCCUGCGGCCUGAUGGUCAACUACCGGUACUACCUGGGGGACACAGCCACCAACAGUACCAGCUACCUCUGCUCCAAGAACAUCAAAGCUUCUGAGCAGGUCCUCAGCCUCGUGGCCCAGUUUCAGAAGAACAGCAAACUUUAAACCUGUCCCAAAGCAGACGUCCCCAACCCAGAGAAGGGGGAUUUUUCUGGAUGGGUCAGGGAGGGUUAUGCGUCAAAAGGAGCUUUUUUAGUCAAGCAGGGUGAGAGCGUGUUCUCUGGCCUGCAGCAAGGUCACACUGGGAGGCUGUGCCCUGACUUCCAUUGCAAGAGUGCAGGCUGCCGCCAGAUGGUGGGGGGCUGGACGCGCGCUGGGCAGGGGGACACACCCCCUGCCCCGUCCCCCACAGAGAGCGGCCUGGCUCCCUGCCAGAGGCAGUGCUGUGGUGCUCCAUCUUCAGAAAGCUCUAGAGCCUCUGCUGGCUGUCGUCCCAGGGUGGACCAGCCAGCCUCACCGGGCCCCGGGCCGAUGGCCCAGGUGAGAGCAGAUUUUCCUUCAAGCUUAGAACAUAACUCAGCCAUUUUAGCCAUUUCUCUCCACUCGCGACAAAGGGGUAGA